Messenger RNA from Paramecium tetraurelia, 3714 nucleotides. RefSeq lists its product as uncharacterized. The record is from RefSeq and is a predicted model, not a curated record. Gene Ontology annotation, molecular function: ATP hydrolysis activity; double-stranded telomeric DNA binding; G-quadruplex DNA binding. Gene Ontology annotation, biological process: telomere maintenance via telomerase; telomere maintenance via recombination; double-strand break repair. Gene Ontology annotation, cellular component: Mre11 complex; condensed nuclear chromosome. The transcript is spliced from 6 exons. Lineage: Eukaryota; Ciliophora; Oligohymenophorea; Peniculida; Parameciidae.
AUGUCAUCUCUACUUCACUUGAAAUUAGAUGGAAUUAGAAGUUAUUGUCAUGUUGGCCAAGUCAAAGAGGACAGCAGAAGAGCAGCUUAACAGUCAUAAUCUAUCUAUUUUAAGCAACCUCUCACUCUAAUUUGGGGUCAUAAUGGAAGUGGAAAGACAACAAUUAUUGAAGCACUCCGAACCAUCACUACUGGGAUGCAGCCUCCUAAUUCCGAGAAAGGCAGAAGUUUCUUAACAGAUAGUCAUUUGCUUGGAUAAAGCAAGACGGAUGCCUGUAUUGAACUUAGUUUUAAGUCCAUUAAUAAUCGUGAGAUUGUUGCUCGUAGACAUUUUAGUAUUGUAUAUGAUUCUCCAAAUUCUUGUAAAUUCUCUUCACUUAGAUCUACCUUAUAAACUAGAUCAUUGGAGACUGAUAAAUUAGAAACAUUGCAUUCCACUUGUGCCAAUAUAGAAAAAUAAAUUCCUUGUUUUCUAGGAGUUUCAGUCCCUAUUUUGAAUAAUGUUCUCCUGUGUCAUCAGGAAGAAUAGCUCUGGAUGUUUAGUGAUAAUUCAACAUUAAAAGGGAUUUUUGAUGAACUUUUUGAGACUACUGAUUUGGUUAACAUUGAAGUUAGACUCAGGGAAUAACUCAAAGAAGCUGAGAGCAAGGCCAAAGUACUAAUGGAGAAAGUGGAAUUCUCAAAAAGAGACAUGGAUGAUGGUCAACGAUAGAGAACUAAUCUAUAAAAUUAGUUAGAAGAAAAAAUCUAGGAAAUUAAAGUAAUCCAAGAUAUUAAUUCCUAAAUGAAUCAAAUAUAGAUUUCAAACAUCAAUUUCAAUAUCAUCUAAUAGAGAAUGAGUGAGUGUGCUGAUUUGAUUGCCUGCAGGAAUUCAAUAUAAGAGAACAAAUUAUAAUUGCAAUUGGAUCAUAUCGAUUUGAAUCAAUUAUCUUAAUAGGAUUUUGUUAUUUCCAGUCUCAAACAACUAGAAAUUGAAUUAAAAAGCUCCUAAGAUACUCUCAAAUCUACUGAAAUCAAUGUAGAAAAUAAAAAGAUCGAAUUAUAAGAACUUUAAGUUGAUACUUCAAUAGAAACAUUGAAAUAAGAAGUUAAAUUAAUUAGAGACUCCAUUAGGUCUCUAUUUAUGUUUUCUAAUAAUAUUUCUGAUGAAAAUUUAUUAAAGCAAGUUAAAGAAAAGAUAUCUUAAAAUAAACUUGAAUAAUAGUCAGAGUAAUAGACUUAACAAGAAACGCAAUCUGUCUUUUAAACUAGGAUAUCUAAUUUAAAUGAGAGGAAAUAGAAAUGUCUAAUUGAAGUUAGGAUAAAUGAGAAUCAAAGGAAUGAACAACUUAAAUUAAAAGAAUAAAUGAACAAAGAUAUUAAAAAUAAGGAAUUAUUACUCUAAUAAUUAACUUUCCAAAAGAGAUAGGCUGAAUAAUAAGAAGUGCAAAUUAAGGAAAAACUAAAGUUAAAAUAAGAGUUUGAAUAAAUCAAUUAAGAUCUUAUUGAAUGCUAUGAUAUCACAUAGAAAAAUUCACAAAUUAAUUCUUACUAAGAAAUAGUGAAGAAAAUAUCAGAAUUAGAGGAGAAUAUAUCCUCUAAAUCGACAUAAAUUGAUUUAUUAAUUCGAGAAAAUGGAUGGAGAGCCAUGAUUAAAUUAAAUGGAUCAAAAUUAGAACGAGACAUCUCCAUCUCAAGAUGUGAGGAGUCAAUUAAAUAAAAGAUGUAAUCAAUCAAAACUUAAAUGGCUAAAGAUUAAGCAUAAAUUAAAAUAUUAAAUGAUCAAAAAGAGGAAUUGAAAAAUUAAUUAUCCAUCAAUAAAGCAAUUAAAUAUGAUCCUUUUGAAUUAGAAAACGUAAAAAGAUAACUUAGAGAAGUCAAAGAAAAUAAAAUUAAAUACAUCUUCAAUCAAACAGAGUUUAUUGACCAAUAUAUUACUAGUUCCAAACAAUCUGGAAAAUGCUUAUUAUGUCUUAAACCGACUGAUUAAAGUUGCUUUGAACUAUUAAAGCAUAGAGUCCAACAAAAUUUACCGAAAACUAAAUCUAAAAUUAACGAAUUUGAACUUUAAAUCAAUAGUCUAAAAGCUGAAAAAGAAAAGAUUAAAUAAGGGAUUCAAAAUAAUCAACAUUUAGAAAAAAUUAGACAAUUAGAUUCAUAAAUAGCUGAAAUUUAAGCAACUUAAAGAGAUUCUGUUGCUAAUGAUUCUUUGUUGUAAUUGGAAAAAAAUCUUUAAGACAUUACGGUAUUGAGAUAAUUACUUGGGAAUGAGGAAGAAACCCAAAAGGAAUAGUUGUUAAUUCAAAAAAUAUAAUUGGAAAAAGAGAAUUCAUUUUUGAAAGGAUCUUUAAAAUUAUCAAAUAAUCCUCAUAAUUAAAGUUAACUCCAGAAAGCUAAAAUGGAUAUUCAAAAUAAAUUAAAGUAAUAUGAAGGUUUAUAAGAUAAUUAUGAAAAUCCAAAAUAAUUAUAAGACAGUAUGUUAAGAAUUUAAACUGAGUUGAAUCAAUUAAGAUAGUAGAAUUAAAAAAUAGUGAUUUAAGACUUUGAUGAUAAAUCUUAUGAGAUCUCAUAGAUAGAAUCUCAAUUGAAUCAAUUAGAACUAGAACAAAAGUUAUAGUAUGAUCAAUAUAUGGAAUCUAUUCUAAACAAGAAACAACUCUUGAAUAAUUUAGAAGCAAUAUAACCUUAAUUCGAAUAGAAAGUAUUAAAGAAAUAAGACUUAAUGAAUAAGAGUAAGAAUAACUAUAAAUAUGCUGAUUACAUAUAAAAAUUAUAAAUGGAAAUCUAAGCUGAGGCUGAUAAAAUGAAGUAAUUAGAAUUAGAUAUUAAUUAAAAAUAAUAGAAGUUAAAAUAAUAUUAAGAAUUAUAAGAUUAUAUAUAAAAAUUACAAAAAUGGUAGGACCUAGAUCAAGCAGAAGAGAAAUUGAAUGAGUAGAUAGAGAUUCUACAAUAAGAAAUUCAAAAAUUAUAAGAUGAGUAUUAAUCAUAACAACUAAAUAUAUCGAAAAAGGAUAAAUUUAGAUUAGAAUAUGAUUUGAGAAGGUCGAAAUUAGAAUAAAGCUUUUAAUCAGCUUUGGAAUUAAAAAAGGAUAUCAAUAGAAGAUAUGAUGGAUCAGAACAAAAAAGACUUGAAAUGUUAUGUGAGUAUGUGGCAACUUAAUAAUUUAUAAGUGAUUUGAAAAAAUAUUUAUAAAUUUUAGAGGCUACGAUGCUUGAAUGUCAUGGUUAAAAAAUGAAAGAAAUCAAUAAAUACUUAUUGGAUACUUGGCAGAAAAUAUACAAUGGAUAAGACAUUAAAUUCAUAGAAGUAAAAUUCGAUGAAAUUCCAAAUUAAAAAAAGAUCUCCAAAAAAUAUAACUAUAGAUUGGUGAUGAGAACUAUGAAUAAUACAGAAAUAGAUAUGAAGGGGAGAUGUUCAAUGGGUUAAAAGAUGCUUGCAUCAAUAGUCUUUAGAAUGGCUUUGGCGGAAUGUUUCGGUAGUAAUUGUUGUUUUUUGGCACUAGAUGAGCCAACAUCUAAUUUGGAUAGAAAACAUAUAAAAACAUUGGCUGAACAACUUAACUCAUUGAUAGAAUUGAUGAAAUAGCAUGAAUAAUAAAUUUAAUUGAUUAUAAUCACACAUGAUAUGGAUUUAGUGAAAUUAUUAAAAAGACAUUCUGAAUCUUAUUACAUGAUUAGUAAAAAGGAAAAUGGUUUUUCUGGAAUUGAGGAAAGGAAAAUUGAGGAACUCAAAUGA